GGGUAGUUCAAAACCGAGCGAGGGAAACCUUCAAGCCAGUGCACGCGGGCAGCCGCUGCUUGGCCAGGGGGAGGCGGCUCUUCGUCCUUAGUAGGGCAACGCUUCAGGGCUGAGGCGAGAAGGAAGUUGCGGUGGCUGCCCCCCCCCCCGGUUUCGCUAGCAGAGAGCAGCGCCCCUUAAUCUUUCGUUCAGAGCUUGUCUUCAACUUCUCGUCAGUUUGGGGAAUAGUCUGAUUUUUUUUUUUCACCUGACCUUAUUUGCUUCUCUGAAGCAAAUUUAUCGCCCUUCCCACGUUUUGGGGUAAUCUGUUUUCAUCCCCUCCUCACCAGCUUGCAGGAAGAUAAUUCAAGACAGGUUAAAAGGACAUUUUGAUUUUAGCUGUAUGGAAAACUUCAUGCGAAGCAUCUCCUGACCUUCAAGUUAAACAGCAAAGAAUCACAAUUGGGCAAUGCCCACACAGUUCUGGAAUGCUUCUUAUUUAACUGCAAUCUUCUUGUAAAUCCAAGAACCUAACAAGCUCCAUAGAGAUGUCAGAAAGUCACUCGGUUCUAUCUAAUAUUCUUAAAAGAGGCAGACUGAUCUCUCCUGGCAACAGUGCAAGAUAUUGCAGCUUUAAAGAGUCUUGCUCUCCUUCCAUAUUUCAUGACAGUGGAUACAAUGGAUCAUUAAAAGAUCCCAGCUUUCAUUAUACCAGUGUAGAAUAUAAGGGAGAGCAGAAUGAAAGAGGUCUACCUGAACAUUCAAAAUACUCGCAUUCUAGUUUAUGUACUUCAGUAUCGUCUCCUGCUGAGCAUGAAAAUGUUAUAUUUUUAUCAGAAAGAAGGGAUCUUGGCCUGUGUACAGACUUCUUUGAAACACCCAAAGUUGCUAAAAAAGACUUGUCACUCCGCAGAAGACUGCUUGUGUCUAAAGCAGCUUCUGUUGGUGCUAUAGGAUGGUCUGAGAAACAAACUUGUUUGGGGAGCAGCCAGAAAAAAAAAUCUGUACCUCACUUUCUUAGUUUUGAUGAAAGAGUUUCAAAGUGUGCCUUGGAUUCUCCGAGGGUGAUGAGCUAUAAGCCUUUGGCGACUAGUACCUUAAAAAUUGAAGAUCCUUCUCCUAGUUGUCAAAAAUUAAGGCAUGUAUUUUCACAGCAGAGAACUUCCACAGUAGAUGAUUCAAACUCUCAGGGCAGCCUAUUGUCAGAAUCAGUCUGUUUAUCUCCAAUCCAGCCUAAAUCUCCCAUAAACUCUUUUGUUGCAAACACACCUUAUAGCUUUGCUGACAGUGCUCUUACCAGUUUUAACCAUCAAAGCACCUACUCAGAGUUAGUUAGGACUCCUAAACGUGUGUUGCCUGAGACCAGUGUAGAUGGAUUUGUCACACCCAUCAAUAGACUUAUAGAAGGCUUUCAUUUUAAUACAUCUGAGAUAAACACUUCCCCAGCUAAAGCGCUAAGUGACUCCGACCUCUUAGCUUCUGAUAGUAGCUGCAGUAGUUUACUUGGCUUAGAUAAAUCAGAAGAUUCCUUGACAGAUCAGGAGGGAUCUUUCCAAGAACUACUUCAAAAACAUAAUGAAUCACCUGUUGUUCUGAACUCUGGAAGAAAGGUAAGAAUAAGAAAGCUGCAGCGUUCAAGAAGGCUAUCCACUCUUUCAGAAUGUGGCUCACAAUCAGAAAAAGAAGAAGACUGUGCUAAUGCUAAUCCAAAAUGCAAGCGGAAAACAGUAGAUGGUUCUAUCAAUGAAGAAAGUAAAUUGUUUUUUAAUAAGGAAGACAAACACACAGUUUUGAAUCUUGAAGAUUUAACAAGAACCCCUGCUUUGCAAAUGAUUCAUGAGGUCUUUAUGCAAAGCAGAAGUAAAAAUACAAAGCAAAAUGACCUAUCUAGGAAUAUAGAUGGAACUGACAUAUCUGUUCUGAAGUGUAUCAUCGCUAGACUCAUUGGCAAGAAAAUGGGACUUGAGAAACUAGACAUAUUAACAGAAUUAAAAGAGAGAGACUUAAAACAUGUUCUUGGUAUGAUUUUAGGUAUCAUGACUGUGGAAGGCCUAUGCAGUAUGUGGGAAGUAAGCAAAAACUGGCGAGAAAUUGUUGGACAAGAUAAACAUGCAAAUCAACGAAGGAAACUAUACAUAAAGCAGUUGAGAACAGGAACUAAGGGGCGCAUGCCAGAAGCUGAAGAUGUUUCCACAAGACUUAUGAUGGCUAGAUUUGCGCUUAGACCGGUCCAGGCUCAAGCAAAACCUGCAGUAUUACAGAUGGAGUCGUCUUGGAUUGAGUUUUUGACACCCAGGGGAUGCAGUCCUCUUCAUCAAUCAGCUAGUAAGCAAGAAGCAUAUGUAAAGGUUGCUAAAAGUCUCUUGAGUGAUGAAGCUUUAAAGCCUUGUCCAAGGUGUCAGUGCCCAGCUAAAUACCAGCCCUUAAAGAAACGUGGGCUCUGUAGCCAAGAAGACUGUGCAUUUGACUUCUGCAUUUCAUGUCUAUGUGCUUUCCAUGGAUCAAAAGAUUGUUACAGUUCAUCUGCUAAAUGGAAAAACAGAAAAGAUGCUCUGCCAGGAAGUGCCAAAAGCAAAAGAAACUUAAAACGUCUCUAAACAUACUGGAAUCAAUGGAAUGCAUUCUCCUACCCCUAUUCCCAAAUCUGUAUGAUAGCAUUUUAACAAUUAUGCAUUUUGAAAGUAUUAAGUUAUUGUGCCCGUAAAUCAAGCAAAUAAUUUCCCAUAUAAAUAUCCCAAAUAACUUUUGAUACAUUUUUGAAAAAAGUGAAAAAAUUUUAAACUUUGCCUUGUGUUUGUCACUUUGCUAGUUGCACUGAGUGAUAUUUCAAUAAAGUACUUUCAAUACA
Molecule: messenger RNA, 2827 nt
Organism: Heteronotia binoei (common prickly gecko)
Lineage: Eukaryota; Metazoa; Chordata; Lepidosauria; Squamata; Gekkonidae
Gene: FBXO43
Product: F-box protein 43
Exons: 7
Coding region: 528-2576 (682 amino acids)
Biological process (GO): negative regulation of meiotic nuclear division; regulation of mitotic nuclear division
Cellular component (GO): nucleus
Source: RefSeq, a predicted model, not a curated record